Molecule: messenger RNA, 495 nt
Organism: Raphanus sativus (radish)
Lineage: Eukaryota; Viridiplantae; Streptophyta; Magnoliopsida; Brassicales; Brassicaceae
Product: secreted RxLR effector protein 161-like
Exons: 1
Coding region: 1-495 (164 amino acids)
Source: RefSeq, a predicted model, not a curated record
AUGCAUAAUCCAAAGGUAUCUCAUGGUGUGGCGCUAAAACAGGUGCUAAGGUACUUAAGAGGAACAACGAAGUUGGGACUUGUAUACGAGAAAGCAAAGGUUAUGCGACUGGAGGGGUUCAGUGAUGCAAGUCACAACAUCGACGAUGAUGAUGGUCGAAGUACUACGGGCCACUUGUUCUAUCUGAAUGAUUGUUUGAUAACUUGGUGCUCACAAAAACAGGAAACAGUGGCGUUGUCAUCGUGUGAGGCUGAGUUUAUGGCUGCAACCGAGGCUGCAAAGCAAGCCAUAUGGCUUCAGGAGUUGCUGGAAGAAAUCGAUGGAAGAGCAAGUGAUCGAGUGGUGAUAAAGCUGGAUAAUAAGUCUGCCAUAGCACUUACUAAAAACCAUGUGUUCCAUGGCAGGAGUAAACACAUCCACAAACGCUACCAUUUUAUUAGAGAGUGCAUUGAAAAUGAGUUGGUCGACAUUCAACACGUGCCGGGAACAGAAUAG